Sitophilus oryzae (rice weevil) is the source of this 617-nucleotide messenger RNA. It is a transcript of the gene mRpL20, whose product is annotated as 39S ribosomal protein L20, mitochondrial. The transcript has 3 exons. Gene Ontology annotation, biological process: ribosomal large subunit assembly; translation. Gene Ontology annotation, molecular function: structural constituent of ribosome; rRNA binding. The record is from RefSeq and is a predicted model, not a curated record. Gene Ontology annotation, cellular component: ribosome. The coding region runs from base 65 to 517 and encodes 150 amino acids. NCBI's taxonomy places the organism in Eukaryota, Metazoa, Arthropoda, Insecta, Coleoptera, Curculionidae.
UUGGCUUGCAGUGACUAACCUAUAUUCCUUUCGAUUUUUUGGAAAAACUUUAAUUUUCUUUAAAAUGGUAUUUACUACAGCAGUGAAUUUUGUAAGAUCUCGAGGACCCGAUGAGUUUUGGCGUAAAAGAAGGAUUUUCAAACUAGCUGCCCAUUUUGUGGGUAGAAAACGCAAUUGUUAUAGUAUCGCUAUUCGAUAUGUUCACAGAGCACUACGUUACGCUACCAAAGGUAGAAUAUUGAAGAAAAUCGACAUGAGAAAUCUUUGGCAAACUAGAAUAGUAGCUGGUUGUAUGGAACACGAUAUCGAUUAUAAUGUAUUCAGGGAGUCGUUGUAUCGUUCAGAUAUUUUAUUAGAUAGAAAAACAUUAGCUAACUUAGCUGCUUGGGAGCCGUAUACAUUUAAAGCUUUAACCGAUAUCGCUAAGAGAAGGGCUAUAGAUGAUGGAUUGGCUUCGAUCAACAAUCAGCAUGAAGUUGAUAGAAUUAUCACAAAAGGGUCAUUGGUAAAGACUUAACUCUGUGUAAUUUAGAUAGUAGUGGUUCUGUACAUAAAAACAUAUGUAUUUUUUAAGUUUAUUAUGAUAAUGUUAGGAAAAAUAAACAAAAUAAAAAAUA